UAUUUACCAGUUACUUCCCUUAGAUUAUUUACAAACAAUCAUUUUGACGUCUGCGCAUCUGUCAAACUACCUACAAUGGAGGACUGUCAAAUAGAUCCGGAAAUUUUAACAGCAAUAACAGAUAAAUUCUUUGACACUGAACCAUAUGGAGACUUUCAAAUAAUAGAAAAAGGUGAUAGAUUGUUCAGAAAAGUAAACCCAGAUGAAUUUUUGAUAGAAAAUGAAAAUGAAAAUACAAGAAAGAAAACAGUUUCUGACAUGAAACUUGUGAAUGCUUUUUUCAAUUCAAAAAAUGAGGCUAGACUACCUGAAUUUAUUCCACCAGACCAACUAAAUGAUUAUUUAUGUGACUUUAUUCUUGCUGUAACAAAGAAAGACGGCUCUGAAUAUGAGCCUACAACAUUAAGAGGGUUUAUUGGGUCUGUUGACAGGCAUUUAAAAGCAGCAGAAAGCACUGUAAGCAUAUUUAAAGAUAAGGAAUUUGCAAAAACAAGAGCAAUUUUGAAAAGAAAGCAGCAACAACUGAAAAAGUUAGGGCUUGGAAAUAAACCUCAUGCAGCUGAGGCACUUGAUGAGGAAAUGAUUGGAAAAAUGUAUGAAUGUGGGACACUUGGUACAAAGACCCCAAAAGCACUAAUUCAUUCUUUAUGGCUCAUCUGUACGUCUCACUUUGGAAUGAGGACAGGGAAGGAGAUUCACCAACUGUGUUGGGGAGAUAUCAAUAUUGGGCUGGAUGAGGCAAGUGGCAGCGAAUUCAUUUCAUUUACAACUGAACGCCAAACAAAGACUCGCUCUGGAGACAAUCCAAGAGACACAAGGGCUAUUAAACCAAGGGCAUAUGCCAUUACCGAAGAUCCAGAAAAAGACCCAGUCCACAUUUAUCGUACAUAUGAAAGUAAAAGGCCAAUAGAAAUGUGUAAGGAUGACAGCCCAUUCUUCCUGAGCCCAGGCAGCAAAACACACAAAUGUUGGUUCAAAAAGUGCCCUAUGGGAAUGAAUGCGAUUUAUGGUAUAAUGAAUGAGAUGAAAGCAGAAUCUGGCAUUGAAAACCCAAGAAUAACACCAUACAGCUCAAGAAAAAGGAUGAUACAGAAGUUAAGUGAUGAAGGAGUUCCUGCUAAUCAGAUUAUGCAGAUUUCUGGCCAUAAAAACAUCAACAGCAUCAACAACUACAGUAAAUUAAACCCGAACCAAAAUCGUCAAAUAUCUGACAUACUGUCAAAUAAACCAAGCAGCACAGUUUCAUCAUACCAGUCAACCGUAGAACAAGCUGAAACAACUAGAAAUCUUGAAAAACCAUGGGCUUUUCAAUCAAAUGGUUUCCCGCAGGGCUUCUUCACUAACUCAAAUAUACAUGGUAACGUAAUUAUUAAUAUGGGGAAAAGAACAGAAAGUCAGCAACUUUCUCAGACAAACAACCUACAAAUAUCCUGUUGAGCAACCUAGUUCAUCACAUUUAUAUCAAGAUUCCCCUCCAUUGGC
This is a messenger RNA of Ruditapes philippinarum (Manila clam), 1482 nucleotides long. RefSeq lists its product as uncharacterized. The record is from RefSeq and is a predicted model, not a curated record. The transcript is spliced from 3 exons. Gene Ontology annotation, biological process: DNA integration; DNA recombination. NCBI's taxonomy places the organism in Eukaryota, Metazoa, Mollusca, Bivalvia, Venerida, Veneridae. Gene Ontology annotation, molecular function: DNA binding. Bases 76 to 1437 code for a protein of 453 amino acids.